Molecule: messenger RNA, 1059 nt
Organism: Sungouiella intermedia
Lineage: Eukaryota; Fungi; Ascomycota; Pichiomycetes; Serinales; Metschnikowiaceae
Source: the annotation of a GenBank genome assembly
AUGAACUCCAUAGUGUCAAAAAGGCUUCUAGCCACCAAUGCCGCAAGCAAAAACCACUUUGCCAUCUUUGACAGAGCAGCAAAGACUCUUCAAAGGUCAAAGACGCCCCUCACAUCGCCAGAUGCCUCCAGAAAGGCAGAGUAUCUUCGUGACGAAGUGGCCAUCCGAACCAUAGAACGGUUGGGAUUCAUAACCCGAGACUUGAACAAAGUGUUGGAUCUCGGUGCUCAUGCUGGUAACUUUGUCAAGAACCUUUGCAUCGAAACUCCACUACCUCCCAAUGGUGACAAGGCCGACCAACAAAUGGUGGACCAGCUUAAUAAGGACAAGGAGGCCAUCCGCAACAAGAUCCAGGAGUUGGUGAUGGUGGAUUCUUCGACAGAAUUGCUCCAUAGAGACAUGGGUGAAACAUUCAACAGCGAGUUUUCGGGGAAGAUCACUCGAGUGGUUGCAGACGAGGAACUGUUUGACCACGACGUGUUGUCGGUCUCUAACCAGUACGAUGCUGUGAUCUCCAAUCUCUCGUUGCACUGGAUCAACGAUCUUCCGCAGGUGUUGAAGAACAUUAACAAUGCUUUGAAGCCAGACGGACUUUUCAUGGGUACUAUUUUCGGAGGUGAUACGUUGUACGAACUCCGUACUUCACUUCAGCUUGCGGAAUUAGAGCGUCGUGGAGGCAUGUCUCCUCGAGUUUCGCCCUUGGUGCAUUUGAACGAUGUGGGAAGUUUGUUGAACAAAGCAGGGUUCAGCAUGCUCACCAUCGAUACAGAAGACAUUGUGGUGGGAGGAUUUCCCGACUUAGUGUCGCUUUGCUCGGAUUUGCAGGCGAUGGGCGAGCAGAACAGUUUGGUUUCAAGAGCAAAUCACUUGCCCAAGGAUGUUCUUCUCGCAGCCAAUGAGAUUUGCAAGACUUUGCAUGGAGAGGUCGCAGAAGAUGGAACCGUGACCAUUCCAGCUACGUUUAAUGUCAUCUUUAUGAUUGGGUGGAAGAUGAGUGAGUCUCAACCACAGCCUUUGGAACGUGGAACGGGCCAGAUCAAUCUCAAAGACGUUUUAUAG